UCCACCGUAGACUCUUCACUUUGCUGAACUCUCUCUCUAUAUUUUAGAACUAAGAAGAAGAAGAAAAAAUGACGGAGGCUGUGAUAAGGAAGAAGCCAGGAAUGGCGAGCGUGAAGGACAUGCCGAUCCUCCAAGACGGGCCUCCCCCGGGUGGGUUCGCCCCCGUCAGAUACGCCCGGCGUAUACCCAACAAGGGCCCCAGUGCUAUGGCUAUCUUUCUAGCUGCUUUCGGUGCCUUCUCUUAUGGGAUGUACCAGGUCGGCCAAGGGAACAAGAUCCGCAGGGCACUGAAGGAAGAAAAGUAUGCUGCACGUAGAGCAAUAUUACCUGUGCUUCAAGCUGAAGAAGACGAAAGAUUUGUCAAAGAGUGGAAGAAGUAUCUUGAGUAUGAAGCUGAAGUGAUGAAGGAUGUUCCUGGUUGGAAAGUAGGCGAAAAUGUAUACAAUUCAGGGAGAUGGAUGCCCCCUGCAACUGGUGAGCUCCGUCCUGAAGUUUGGUGAUACCCUUUUUAUCUACUCGUUGUCCACGUUGGGCUUGUUUUCUGUUGAUUGAAGGAUGCUUGUUCUUGUUCGCAUUAAGCGAAAUAAAACAAUUGGAAAUUCAGAAACCUAUUUCUGAACGGAGAGUAUUACUGAUACCGCCCGAUAUUGUCAUUUAUUCCUUUACCUUCUACGUCUUAUCCUGAAAAUGUUAGGAAAAUAAUUUUCAUGGAA
Messenger RNA from Hibiscus syriacus, 713 nucleotides. RefSeq names its product NADH dehydrogenase [ubiquinone] 1 alpha subcomplex subunit 13-B. The record is from RefSeq and is a predicted model, not a curated record. NCBI's taxonomy places the organism in Eukaryota, Viridiplantae, Streptophyta, Magnoliopsida, Malvales, Malvaceae. The transcript is spliced from 3 exons. The coding region runs from base 69 to 500 and encodes 143 amino acids.